Hepatospora eriocheir is the source of this 381-nucleotide messenger RNA. The record is from the annotation of a GenBank genome assembly. Lineage: Eukaryota; Fungi; Microsporidia; Hepatosporidae.
AUGGAAGAUAUACGGAAAAUGAUAUAUAAACUUAAUGUACAAUCUAUUUUACUACACAUAGCAGCAUUUGUAAUAAAAAACAUGCUAGUGUUUUUAAUGUUGAUAAAAAGAAAGGAUGGUAUAUUGGAUAUUUUUGAUAUUGGAUAUUAUGGAGUGUUGUUCUUAGGAUUUAAUAUUGGAUUGUAUGUAAUAAUAAUAUUAAAUCUUUUAUUUAGUAACAUCAAAGCACAUGGAUUUAAAUAUAUCAUUUUACUAAAAUUUUACUAUUUAGUUAUGCUUUAUAAUCAAUUUAUUAAGGCUGAUUUAAAUAGAGUUGUAGAAAAUUUGGACUUUUAUAUUUUAACUUUUCAAAGCUUAAGGAAGAGUAUUGUUUGUUUUUAA